AUAUUAAAAUAGACUGCAAAUAGGACUAACUAACAGAAGCUUAAAACAGGGCUUCCAGGCGCCUUAAGCAAAAUCGAUUAUAUGUUUUCAACUACUAAUGCCUGGAAAAUAUAUGCUGUUGACUACAGGCUCGGUUCACAUCAGUCUUCCUUACUUUUGCAGUUUUUCAACAUGAUUCCCUUCUCGAUGGACCUCACAGAGGUCCAGAAACGAAUAGAUAAAGUCACUCGGUUCUUAGGUGCAACUCUGACUAUCGCCAACGCUCACACUGUGGAGUUCUACACUCACGACGUGUGGAGCCGUUUUGUGGCCGUGUCAUCCGAGGAGGUUCUGUCUGCCAUUGGCACAAGCGGCCACCAGGGGGAGCCACAAGUCAUAAAAGAAGAGCAAUCCAAGACCACAUUUGGGUUUUGCCACGAUACAAACCGCCUGGUCGAUGUCCAUGAACUUUUGCGAGAAGCAAAGGCCCACUCAAUUCCUGGUCUGGGACUCUGCAUGAGCCGCAAUGAGCUUCUGGAGGUCCUCAGACGAAACAUGUCUGAAUUGGGCGAUACUUCCACGGAUGAGUUGGAGCCGGACGAGUUUAUGAACACAAAGAAAUCCCAUGAGGUCCAAUCCAUGUCGGAGGUGGUGGACUGUUUAGCCAAGUGCUGUGGAGUCAAGCAGGAAAGUAUGAUAUCUAAAUGUAAACAUGUGAUAGACGUGGGUUCAGGGAAGGGCUACCUGAGCUCCUUCCUGUCCCUGCAGCACGGCCUCCGGGUCUUCGGCAUCGACUCGUCCAGCACCAACACCCACGGAGCCCAGGAGAGAAACCGGAAGUUGAAGAAGUUCUCCAAGGUCUACCACAAACGCAGAAAGGCUAAAAGGGAACAAGAAGAAGAAGAGGUUGCAGAGCUGAAAGCUGGAGAUGAAGGUGGGCCACGGGAGGUUCUGCGGAUACCAGACUCUGCAGAGGACACAGAGGAGCUCUUCCUCAGCGCCUUGUCAUUGGACGUGAUGCAGCCCGGGAGGACGUCUCCUCGGUCGCUGACUGAUGAAGAGAGGGAGAGGAGGAAGAAGGAAAACCUGGAGAGGAAAGCCCAGAACAGGAAAAGCAACACAGACGCCGUCUUUUCACCGCUCACGUCAUACGUUACCGCGGAAACGGAGCUUCGGGAACUCAUCGAUGACCUGGAGGAUGCGGUCUUGGUGGGCCUGCACACGUGUGGCGACCUGGCUCCAAGCACUCUCAGGAUGUUUGUGGCCAAAGCGGAGCUGCUGGCCGUCUGCAGCGUGGGAUGCUGCUACCAUCAGCUCUCUGAGGAGUUUCAACCUGACCUGCAGGAUUGUUUGGGUUCCGUGUUCGGGUUCCCUUUGAGUCAGCACCUCCGCCGCCACUCGUGGUUUUGCGGCAGAAACGCCCGCAUGUCGGCGUGCUUGGCGCUGGAGAGAGUUACAGUGGGCCAGGGGAUCCAAAUGGAGUCUCUGUUCUACCGGGCAGUCCUGCAUGUUAUCCUCAGGGAUCACUACCACACCCAUAAAAGUGAAAAGCGAGUGGGGAACGUCUACUCCAAGUCUAAAUCCUUUGAGGAUUACAUUCGGCGGGCUCUUCGAAAACUGGACCUGGACGAUUCGCAACUUUCUGACGGGGACAUCCGACGGUACCACGAUGACUUCAGCCCGCGCCGGUCAGAAAUGCAUGCCUUUAAUCUGUUGAAGGUGACUCUUGCGCCCUGCAUUGAAGGCCUCAUUCUCUUGGAUCGCCUCUGCUUCCUUAAAGAACAGGAAGAUGGAUCUUUCGCUGCUUUGGUGCAACUUUUCGACCCGCUUCUGUCACCAAGAUGUUACGCUAUCGUAGGACUGAAGGACCAAAGGAACAGGAAGCAACCAAAAGGCGAUGGCAUGAAUUCCUAGGAUUUGCUUUACAUCAUUUAAAAAAUGAAUUGGACUUUUAACAAAUGAAUUGGACUUUUACUGAUGAGCUUCUCAGAUGGACUGUAACAAUAAGGUCGUACAGUCAAACAAUCUCGGUGGCAACUUUUUUGCCCACUUGUGACGCCAAGGUACUACAUUACUGUUGGAUUGAUGGACCAUACAAACAGUAACCAAAAGGUAUUGCUAAUCAUUCCUAAGAUCUGUUUUCCGUGACUUUAAAAGUAAAGUGAGGUUUUUCUGAU
Molecule: messenger RNA, 2156 nt
Organism: Nerophis ophidion (straightnose pipefish)
Lineage: Eukaryota; Metazoa; Chordata; Actinopteri; Syngnathiformes; Syngnathidae
Gene: mettl25
Product: methyltransferase like 25
Exons: 11
Coding region: 82-1893 (603 amino acids)
Source: RefSeq, a predicted model, not a curated record